AUGUCUCAAGACUACUUUGGAUGGUCCCUCACAAGGACCAGCAUGAGAAGCAACAUGGGAAGCAACGUGACCACUGUGGCCCUGAACAAUGCAGCAGAUAUCUCCGUCAUUGUGAUCUACUUUCUUGUUGUGUUGGCUGUCGGAGUAUGGGCGAUGGUUCGCACCAACCGAUCCACUGUCGGGGGCUUCUUCCUCGCAGGGAGGAGCAUGGUGUGGUGGCCGAUCGGAGCAUCACUAUUUGCCAGCAACAUCGGCAGUGGCCACUUUGUAGGAAUCGCUGGGACUGCAGCAGCCUCAGGAAUAGCCAUUGGUGGAUUUGAAUGGAAUGCUCUCAUCGUGGUCGUUAUUCUGGGAUGGAUCUUUGUGCCUAUCUACAUAAAAGCUGGGAUUGUCACCAUGCCUGAGUACCUGAAGAGGAGGUUUGGGGGUCAUCGUAUUCGCAUCUAUCUCUCUGUGCUCUCCCUCUUCCUGUAUGUCUUCACCAAGAUCUCGGCUGACAUGUUCUCUGGAGCGAUCUUCAUCAACCAGGCACUUGGACUGAAUAUCUACCUCGCUGUUGUCAUGCUACUAUCGAUCACCGCCUUGUACACCGUCACAGGUGGAUUGGCUGCUGUGAUCUACACAGACACCCUACAGACCAUCAUCAUGGUUGUUGGAUCGUUCAUCCUUAUGGGCUUUGCUUUCAAUGAGGUGGGAGGCUAUGAGCGUUUCCAGGAGCGCUACAUGGAGGCAAUCCCUUCAAUGACGGCUAACAUCAGUGCAAAUUGCUACGAGCCUCGGGCAGACUCCUUCCAUAUUUUUAGGAAUGCAAUAACGGGUGACCUGCCGUGGCCUGGCCUGGUGUUCGGACUCACCAUUCAGGCCACCUGGUACUGGUGCACUGAUCAGGUCAUUGUCCAGCGCUGCCUCUCAGGCAAGAACUUAUCUCACGUUAAGGCCGGCUGCAUCCUAUGUGGCUACCUGAAGCUGCUGCCCAUGUUCCUCAUGGUUUUCCCUGGAAUGAUUAGUAGGAUCCUCUACACCGAUGAGGUUGCGUGUGUGGAGCCAGAACAAUGUGAACAAUUCUGUGGGACCAGUGUGGGCUGCACCAACAUUGCUUAUCCCAAACUGGUGGUGGAUCUCAUGCCCAAUGGUCUAAGAGGUCUUAUGCUGUCUGUUAUGCUGGCCUCACUGAUGAGCUCACUUACGUCCAUCUUUAACAGUGCCAGUACUCUCUUUACAAUGGACAUCUACACCAAGAUCCGCCGCACAGCCAGUGAAAAGGAACUCAUGAUUGCCGGCAGAGUGUUUAUCUUGGUCCUGAUUGCUGUGAGCAUAGCGUGGAUCCCUGUGGUGCAGUCUGCCCAGAGCGGUCAGCUCUUUGACUACAUCCAGUCCAUCACCAGCUACCUCACACCACCCAUUGCAGCCGUUUUCCUGCUGGCCAUCUUCUGCAAACGUGUCAAUGAGGCUGGUGCAUUUUACGGCCUCACUAUUGGCCUGCUCAUCGGCCUGUCCAGGAUGAUAGCCGAGUUUGCGUAUGGCACAGGCAGCUGCGUCAAUCCCAGCAACUGCCCCACCAUCAUAUGCGGAGUCCACUACCUCUACUUCUCCAUCAUCCUGUUUGUGACGUCCUGUGUCAUUAUCCUGGCCGUCUCUCUCAUGACAAAACCCAUUGAGGACAAACACCUGUAUCGACUUUGCUGGAGCCUGAGGAACUCGACUGAGAAGAGAGUGGAUCUGGAGCAGGACGACUGGGUUGAAAACAAAGAUUGCGACUCUUUGGAAAUAGAAGAACCUGUGGACGAGCCCGGCUUCUGCAAGAAGGCAGUGAUGUGCUUCUGUGGCCUGGAGCAGAAAAACGCCCCCAAGCUGAGUCCAGAGGAGCAGGCAGAGCUGCAGAAAAAGCUCACAGACACCACAGAGAAGCCUCUAUGGAGGAACGUCGUCAACGCGAACGCCCUCAUCCUCCUGGCCGUGGCCGUUUUCUUCCAUGGGUUUUAUGGUUAAAGAAACUCACCUCACUCCACUUGCUAUACGGUAAUUUAUAUUUAAGUGACGGGAUUUUGCUUUUAGCAUUAGCAAUCAUGACAACACUUAUUCUAACUCAACUUAGUCACCACUCAGCCACAGCAUUAAAACCAGUUUCUGGGUCUGAUCAGUGGAAAUGCUUCUUUCUAUUUUACAUGGAAAUGUAAAAUAAACCAACCCCGACCCUUUUUUAAAAAUAUUAUUGUGUUUUAUUUCAAUGUGCUGCCUUAAAUCCUGGAAAAAGACAUCACAUAAUAAAUAUAAAUGACACGUUGAAAAUGUAGGUUUAUGUACAAAAUAUUUUUAAAUUCCUGACAAUUUCUGUAUUAGCUACCUCAUUCUACCGAAGGCCUUUUCCCCCAUUAAGUGUGUUCAAAGUCCAUGAGUGGUGUCACCUCUGAAAUCUGUGCACCCAUACCGUUUGUUAUUUCAGGUGUUAAUGAAUAAAAACUUCUCAGGAAACAGAGGUUGUGAAUUACUCAGUCAGUCUGACUAACCUUCUUUACUGCCCCCUGGUGGCUGCUGCUUUUAAACAUCUGGUUAAAUCUGCUCUCACCCAGUGUAAAUGAUUCUUCUUUUGUGUGCUUGGUAAAUAAAUGUGGAAUAACAAACACAUGAUCCUUUUCUAAUAUGCUGCAUAUCUUGAGAUAC
Messenger RNA from Paralichthys olivaceus (Japanese flounder), 2661 nucleotides. RefSeq names its product solute carrier family 5 member 1 (gene slc5a1). Gene Ontology annotation, molecular function: D-glucose:sodium symporter activity. Gene Ontology annotation, biological process: transmembrane transport; sodium ion transport. Lineage: Eukaryota; Metazoa; Chordata; Actinopteri; Pleuronectiformes; Paralichthyidae. Gene Ontology annotation, cellular component: plasma membrane. The record is from RefSeq and is a predicted model, not a curated record.